CGUUUCGAGAGGUUUCGUAUUUUGCAAGGAAAAAAAAGACUUGGGUUUCACUUUUCUGGUUGUUUGUAGUUGUCUGCUGAUGAGCAAUCGACAAAGAUUGAAAGUACAAUUUAUGAAUCGGCGAAACAAAAAAAAAAAAUGUUUUGAACAGUAUCAAGAGAAAAGGAAUGUAACAGAAACAAGCGCAGUUGAUAGAGUUCAUUUUUUUUUUUUCGCUCAGCCAAAGACGUUAAGAAUUUGGAUUAAUCCUCCUUUGGGCAUUUUUAUCCCCUUAUUUACCACUCACAUCCCGAUGAGCUACUUUUUUCUUUGCCCUCUUUAAUACUUUUACCUCUAAAAGUUAUCGGAUAUAUACAAAUAUAUGAUUUUGUACUUCUGGUUUUGGUCACUUAUCAUUGCAAAUCUUUAUAUAAAGAGUGUCGUGCAAGCUUCGAUACUCGUCAUUGGAAGUAAUGAAACUUAUGCCGAUCGUGCAGCAGCGUUUGGACCCCGCUUAUCCGAAAAUGGCAAGGUAGGAUACCUUGUAGAGCCUUCCUCUGACCGUACAGGCUGUAAUCUAGUGUACCCGCCUAUCUCUACAGAUUGGAUUGCGUUGGUAAGAAGAGGGGGAUGCUCGUUCGUAACGAAGGUUAGGAAGAUGCAAGAGUCUGGCGCUAUUGCCGUUGUCGUGGGCGAUCCCGAAAACCGUUCGGGUUGGGUGACAAUGUAUACACCAGAUAAUACCUCUGAUAUCAAAAUUCCUAGUCUUUUCAUCACUAAGAAGGAAUAUACCACGCUGCAUUAUUUGUCAAAGAUGGCGGAAGACAUGCCUUUGAUGGUUAUAUUACAAGCAGAUGGAUUCAUGACAUGGCCAUUGCUUGAUUUGCUACUCAUCAUAUUCGUAUCACCCAGCAUAGUGAUGAUGUUUGUAUUAUAUUCUUGGCUCGUAAAACAAAAGAAAAUGCGAAGACAAGAGAUAGCUUCGUCAGAAGAUAUUGCAAACUUGGAUAAAAGAUGCUUUCGUCGCGAAAAAAAGUCAUCAGCUGAAAAUGUAACCGGCUACGAUGAUGAAGAAGAGUGCUCAAUAUGUUUAGAAAGUUACCGAGAAAAUGACAUGCUUAGAGUGCUGCCAUGUAAGCACGCUUUUCACCUAUCGUGUGUAGAUACCUGGCUCACUACGCAAAAGAGAUUUUGUCCUAUAUGUAAACGUGAUAUUGCUUUAAAAUCCACCAUAGCAGCAGAAAUAACGCCUUUAUUAUCAGCGAGAUAGUUGCGUUACUGCCGUACCUCUGUUCUUACUGUUCCAAUCUUUUUA
Messenger RNA from Mycotypha africana, 1294 nucleotides. RefSeq lists its product as uncharacterized. The transcript has 5 exons. Bases 362 to 1249 code for a protein of 295 amino acids. Gene Ontology annotation, molecular function: zinc ion binding. NCBI's taxonomy places the organism in Eukaryota, Fungi, Mucoromycota, Mucoromycetes, Mucorales, Mycotyphaceae. The record is from RefSeq and is a predicted model, not a curated record.